GAAGGAGACGAAGACGCAGCGAUGGGAAAAACUUCGGGAGCGAAACAGGCGACUGUGGUGGUCGCAGCGUUGGCGUUAGGAUGGUUAGCCAUAGAGAUCGCUUUCAAGCCUUUCCUCGACACAUUCCGUUCCUCAAUCGACAAAUCUGACCCGUCCAAAGACCCCGAUGACUUCGACACAGCCGACAAGGCAACCACAUCCAAAGAGGAUUGUCGAUUCGAGACGAGUGAGAUACAAGCGUCGUUAUUGAUGUCGACACCGUUAUUUACCGAUUCUUGGAGUUCAUGCAACACUGCAAAUUGCGACGGGAGGAUAAAGAUCCAGCUCAUCGCCGGAAUUACGUACGUUGCUAUACAGGCGGUGCCGAUGAUUCAGUUGGGAGAUCUUGUGGGCUUGCCAGUCGCCGGAGAUGUUCUUUUCCCUGGCUUAUCCACCGAUGAGCCUCUGCCUAUGGUCGACGCUGCCAUACUUAAGCUCUUUUUUCAAUUAAAGGUCAAGGAAGUAUUGGAAUUGGAAUUGGUAGGAAGACAGCUGGUGGUGAUAACCGGCCAUUCAACCGGUGGCGCAGUGGCUGCUCUCACCGCACUUUGGCUUCUAUCUCAAACUUCUCUGCCGCCAUUCCGCGUCUUUUGCAUCACCUUUGGCUCUCCUCUGCUCGGAAACCAAUCUCUGUCCACCUCAAUUUCACGAUCACGUUUAGCUCAUAACUUUUGCCACGUGGUUUCCAUCCACGACCUCGUUCCUAGAAGCAGCAAUGAACAAUUCUGGCCCUUUGGAACUUAUCUCUUCUGUUCCGACAAUGGAGGUGUCUGUCUAGACAACGCUGAUUCUGUUCUUCGGAUGUUUCAAAUGCUCAACGCCAUGGGAACUCCAAACAUCGAGGAACAUCAGAGGUACGGACACUAUGUGUUCACACUUUCUCACAUGUUUCUUAAAUCUAGAAGCUUUCUUGGUGGGAAUAUCCCCGACAAUAGCUACCAAGCUGGUGUUGCGUUAGCCGUUGAAGCUCUAGGUUUCUCUAAUGAUGACACAAGUGGUGUAUUAGUCAAGGAAUGUAUAGAAACAACUACAAGAAUUGUUCGGGCUCCGAUUUUGAGGUCAGCCGAGUUAGCCAAUGAUCUUGCUAGUGUCUUGCCAGCAAGACUUGAGAUUCAAUGGUACAAAGAUCGUUGCGACGCAUCAGAAGAGCAGCUCGGUUACUACGAUUUCUUCAAACGAUAUUCGUUGAAACGAGACUAUAAGGUGAACAUGAGUCGCAAAAGACUAGCUCAGUUUUGGGACAAAGUGGUUAAAAUGGUGGAGACGAAUGAGUUACCUUUUGAUUUUCAUCUAGGAAAGAAAUGGGUUUACGCAUCUCAAUUUUAUCAACUCUUAACCGAGCCACUCGACAUUGCGAAUUUCUACAAAAACAGAGAUAUAAAGAGUGGUGGACAUUACUUGGAUCAGGGGAAUAGACCUAAAAGGUAUGAGGUGAUUGAUCAAUGGCAGAAAGGAGUUGCAAAGCCCGAUAAGUGUGAGAGAAGCAUAUACACGAGCACUACGCAAGAUACUUGCUUUUGGGCUAAGCUUGAGGAAGUAAAAGAGUGUUUGGAUGAGGUGAUAAGAGAGAGUAGUGAUGCGCAGAAGCGAUCUUUGUUAUGGAAAAAGAUUCUUCUGUUUGAGAGUUAUGCGAAUACAUUGGUGAAGACGAAGGAGGUUUCUGUGGAUGUUUUGGCGAAGAACUCGAGUUAUAGUGUGUGGGUGGGAAAUCUGAGAGAGUUCAAGUUCAAAAUGGGUUAUGGAAAUGAAAUUGAGAUGGUUGUUGAUGAGAGUGACGCAAUGGAGACUUAGUAGGAUUAAUAGCAAAUCUAAUGUUUG
Molecule: messenger RNA, 1857 nt
Organism: Arabidopsis arenosa
Lineage: Eukaryota; Viridiplantae; Streptophyta; Magnoliopsida; Brassicales; Brassicaceae
Source: the annotation of a GenBank genome assembly